Euleptes europaea (tarantolino) is the source of this 2257-nucleotide messenger RNA. RefSeq lists its product as uncharacterized. Lineage: Eukaryota; Metazoa; Chordata; Lepidosauria; Squamata; Sphaerodactylidae. Gene Ontology annotation, biological process: calcium ion transmembrane transport; intracellular calcium ion homeostasis. The transcript is spliced from 20 exons. The coding region runs from base 1 to 2250 and encodes 749 amino acids. Gene Ontology annotation, cellular component: endomembrane system; membrane. Gene Ontology annotation, molecular function: calcium:proton antiporter activity. The record is from RefSeq and is a predicted model, not a curated record.
AUGUCGCUGGACUGGGAUGUGGGACGUCGGCGGAGAUGCACGCAGGACAGCAUGGAUUUCCACCGGUCUGGCCACUACCGGAGAUGGUCUGUCUGCGACCAGCACUGCUCUACCGGAAACACACAGGGUGAUCAGCGGGACCUCCACGCUAGCUCCCACCACCACAGCAUCCUGACUCCCAGGAUCGUCCCAGUGAUUUCAAACUCUUCCUCCUGCCCGCUGCAUUCUGAGGAAGUGCAGACAUGCGACGAUUGCCGGGCGAAAACCGCCAUCACCGCCGAGAACGAAGUGGAGGCGCAAAAGCUUUCCAACAACUACAUGUUUGGUUUUAAGAAAUGGAAGAGCCACGUGACAGCCAGGCCCUGGGCGAACCGUUCUGAAAUCGUGAAAGAGCUCUACUCGGAUCUGAAUGUGAUUAAAAGCUCCGCAGGUAAAAACCAUACCAUCACGUUUGGCAACCUCAUCUACCUGCUCCUCUUCGGGUGGUGGCUCUCCCUGAUCUACGUCCUGGUCUCUGUGCUGAUGUUCCUCACAGUGGUGGGGGCGCCGUACGGGAAAUUAUGUUGGAAACUUGCUGGUUACUUCAUCUGGCCUUUUGGAAUAGCAAUUCAGAAGACCAAAGAGUACAAUCAGAAUUCCCACGUGAGGUUCAGCAAAUACGACACCAUUGCGGAAGUGAAUGAGAGCAAGGAAGGGACCCCCCUCCUCAUCCGGCAGGAGCCGGCUUGCAAGUACUCCCCUGACUCUCGCUGGUGGCAGGUGAGCACCUACGCCUGGCUCUUCCUGGGCUACCCCUUCCUCUGCUUGGCCCAUGGGCUGGCCUGCUGCGUCUCCUGGCUCUUGGUCUUCGCCAUCCCGGUGUCCAAGAUGAACUCCCGCAUGAUCACCAAGGUCUUGCUGCUGCCCCCGGAUCGUGUGCUGGUGCAGCGCCUGCGGAAGACGGAGGUGCCCCUGGAUGCCGAUGUGAUUCUCUGCUGCUACCGCGCAUUUAACCCGUACUAUUACAAAUACGCCGUGGAGGGGAUCAAUGUCUUUGCUGUCAAUCUGAUUCUCCUCGUGAUCGUGACUCUGGUCCUGGGCUACGCUGACAAACACAACCAUUAUACCACCUCUAUGGUGAAGUUCACCCUGGCUCUGGUCUCCAUCAUGCCGCUGUCAUACUACAUUGGCAUGGCGAUUGCGAGCAUCUCCGCCCAGAGUAACUUUGCAGUGGGGGCCGUGGUGAACGCCACGUUCGGCUCCAUCACUGAAUUGACAUUUUACAUCACGGCGCUCAUCAAAGGCGUGCGUGAAAAGAACAAGUGCUAUGACGAAAUCGUCAAAUCUGCUUUGACGGGGACUCUCCUGGGCUGCGUCCUUUUCAUCCCGGGCUUGUGCAUGGUGAUUGGAGGGACCCGGCACCAAGAGCAGAGGUUCAACAGCCGGUCAGCUGGGGUCAGCUCUGCACUUCUCUUCCUGUCUGUGGGAGGAGUCUUUGCUCCCACCCUCUUCUCCAAAGUGUACGGGCGGCUGGUCUGCGGGGAAUGCCAGAACGUCACCCAAGCGCCUGUGGGGCACUACAUCUGCCAGGACUGCCACUUUGACUCGAUGGGGAACAACGGUACUCUGUACUACAGUCAUGUUCAGCCCCUGGUGUACACCGUGUCGAUCCUGCUUCCUGUGGGGUACCUCAUUGGGCUCGUCUUCACCCUGAAAACUCACUCCCACAUCUAUGACAUCCACAUCAGUGGCUGCCACAUGCCCAGCCGUGGCAACCACCACCAGCCGGUGGUCCACUGGUCCCGUUUGAGGGCCCUGGUCAUCCUCCUGGUGUCCACUGCGGGCAUGUCGGCCUGUGCUGACCUGGCCACCGAGCACAUCAGCCCCAUCCUCAGCAGCUCGACGGUGUCACAGUAUUUCAUCGGGGUGACGGUGCUCGCCAUGGUGCCGGAGAUUCCCGAGAUCGUCAACGGGAUCCAGUUUGCCCUGCAGAACAAUCUCAGCUUGAGCAUUGAAAUCGGGAGCUGCAUCGCUGUCCAGGUUUGCAUGCUGCAGAUACCCAUCCUGGUCCUUUUCACAGUCUUCUAUGAUACGGACUUCAUCCUGGUCUUCAGUGACCUUCACGUGUAUGCCAGCAUGUUCAGCGUGGUCCUGAUGAACUACAUCUUUAUGGAUGGCAAGUGUGACUACUUCCAAGGGACGGUGCUGGUGAUGGUCUACUUCAUCCUCCUGGCGGUCUACUUCUUCUCCCCCUCACCUGCGGGAUGCUGAACUGGAG